Molecule: messenger RNA, 2668 nt
Organism: Dreissena polymorpha
Lineage: Eukaryota; Metazoa; Mollusca; Bivalvia; Myida; Dreissenidae
Exons: 18
Coding region: 68-2047 (659 amino acids)
Source: RefSeq, a predicted model, not a curated record
UGUAGCCUUGGCAAAAGAAAGGUUACAUUGUACUUGUAGUAUUCCAUAAAAGCACAACGAAGUCAGAAUGUCAGGGAUUUAUGAAAUGGACUCUGAUGAGAUGUCAGAUGAUGAUGAAGUUCCGGAUAUGCCCUCCCUCUGGCAUUCUGCGAUUCACACCAAUGAUAUCUUGGGCUGCACAGAACAGGUCAGUUCCUUUGUAUCUCAGGGUGCAUUGUCCAGUCCAGUUUCAUCAUUAGAGUCCUCAUCACAAUCCUUUUCCUUGGAAAAGCUUCUGACAGAACACAAGGAACACAUACGAGUAGAGAAAGAAGUCGAGGAAAUCAGAACAUUAUUACAGACAAAGAGCGGAGGUUUCAUAAAUGCCAUUGAGGAUGAUAAUGAACUGUCUGGACCUGCAGGCAAAGGACUUCAGGACCAACAUGCACGGGUUCUGAAGCAGUUUCACAUGCAUGACUCGCGUAUGCGUCAAGAGCGCCCAGGCAUGCAUGUGUUCCAUCCUGAGCGGUACCUGUGCAACUUUGACGCGGGUCUUCAUCCAUGUCACUGUGGUUUUAGAAAUGUGAAUGAUUCUGUGAUUGAGAAACACGUGCACAAUCUUGAAGCACAUGAGUACAAACAGCUGCUCACCAAGGGUGCCAUUCCACACUGCUUGGGGAAAAUAGUUUGCAAAGAUGAAUUCAUGAGAUGGAUGUUCUUGUUAAUGUCUGUGUAUGAAGACCAGGAAAGCCUCCCAGAUCUCUUGCACAAAGUAAUAGAGAUCAUACACAGGGAUCCAGGAUGGCGCCCUGCGGUAUCUGACAUAUGCAGCAUUUUGGUUAAUUAUGGUGCAACUGAGGAAGAACUUUUAGGGAAAAAUGAAAAUCAUUUUUCUGACAGGAGCAAGUGUUUGGUUCAGCCAAAUUAUAAACCAAAGUCUAAGGACAGUCCUUCCAAUGGAUUCAGUUUAGAAAAUUUAGAGGCGGUUCUUCAGGUGUUAACAGAAGCGCUGACUUCUAGCGAGAACAGCUACUGUGGGAUGGAACUCAAUGUCUUACUGCAUGCAGUGUGUUUGAUUUCCCUUGAUGUACGACUGGACAACAUGGCCCUGUUAUGUACCAUACAGCAGUGUGUCACGGCCAUUCUAGACCACUACACCGAGGUUGACUGGAGACAGCAGAGAUUGUAUUUGAGCAGAAUGUUGGGCACAAUGUCCACAGUGGCGCAGGAGAAGCAACAUUUGAAGGCACAAGACAGGGCAAGCACUAACGAGCAGGAACAAUUGGAGGCACAAGACAGGGCAGGCAUUAACGAGCAGAAACGCUUAGAGGCACAAGACAGGGCAGGCAUUAACAAGCAGGAACAAUUGGGGGCACAAGACAGGGCACGCACUAAUGAGCAGGAAGAAUUCGAGGCAAAAGACAGGGCACGCACUAAUGAGCAGGAACACUUAGAGGCACAAAACAGGGCACACACAAACGAGCAGGAACACUUAGAGGCACAAGACAGGGCACGCACUAACGCCCACAACAUGGCUCACAUAGUGGACGUUAUACUGCCAACAGAGCGGGGUUUCUACCUGCAUCGGGGCAUGGGGUAUGUCAUGCUGCAUAGCAUCCUGGGAACCUCACAGACGGUUACUGAUGAAGAGCUGAGCAAUCUAGAGAUUCAAGACCUCAUUCCAUUCAUUGACUACAUAGAUGACCUGUUGAAGACUGACCCUUACUUGUUGUCCAGUGUGAUUUUGAUACUGGGCAAGUGUGUGGGGCCAAAUAUAUCACUGUCACCCCAUGAACAGGAGCAAUUGAAGAGCUUGAUGGAGAAGUUGAAAUGUAUCCGUGUCAGUGAUGAUCUUGGGAUACUAGACAGAACCCUGGUGAAGGACAUGAUUGCCAGACUCACUACUAGAUGGAACCUGAACAUCCAAGCUGGCCGCAGCAAACAGAUGAGAUUAUUUGAGUUCAGUUCACCAGCCAAGAAGAUGAAGAUAACACAAGUACAGAGCCUACAAGCUUUGUCAGACUCAGAUGACGAUAUGGAACAGGGCAAUGGUGAAAUGGGGACUUGAAAAUGAUGAAAUGGGGACUUUAAAAUGGUGGAAUCGAGACCUGAAAAUGGUGAAAUGGGGACUAAAAAUGGUGAAAUGAGGACUUGAAAAUUGUGAAAAGGAGACUUGAAAAUGGUGAAUGGAGACUUGAACAUUGUGAAAUGAUGACUUGAAAAUUGUGAAAAGGAGACUUCAAAAUGGUGAAAUAGAGAUUUGAAAAUAGUGAAAAGAUGACUUGAAAAUUUGUUAAAUGGACACUUAAUCAUGGUUAAAUGAUUUGAAAAUAAAAAUAGGGCAAGAGAGACUUAAAAAUAGUAAAAUAGAGACUAUAAAAAUGCCUGGGGUCAAUGAGAUUAAAAGAUGUCUUAUUUUCAAUGUGAAAACAUAUAAAAGGUCAAUAUGCAAUCUCUUCUUUAGAGCCAUUGUACAAUGAAUGGUCAACUAAUUUUUAAACUAAACGCCUGUGAGCAGCAUUUCGAUCUCGUGGUUAAUAAUGCUGGUAAUCAUUUUACAGAAUGCACAUGUUUAAAUUUCGACCAUAGUUGGAUUUGACCUUUUCCCCAAGGGAUGACAUACUGACUUCAAAUGGUGAGCAUUUGUGGUAAAUUAUUUACAGAUUGCAUGAUAAAUAGUGAAGAUGAA